This is a messenger RNA of Oncorhynchus mykiss (rainbow trout), 2447 nucleotides long. It is a transcript of the gene stxbp3, whose product is annotated as syntaxin binding protein 3. The record is from RefSeq and is a predicted model, not a curated record. NCBI's taxonomy places the organism in Eukaryota, Metazoa, Chordata, Actinopteri, Salmoniformes, Salmonidae. Gene Ontology annotation, biological process: vesicle-mediated transport.
ACGGAUGACGCACAAAGUACGGGACAGGGCAAGCGCCAGUGGAAAUUGGAAAAAAAGAAACAAGAUGGCAACAGUUUCAGAGCACGGGCUAAAAAGAGUAGUUUGGCAAAGAAUAAAGGAAACGAUCAUCGAGGAUUGCAAGAAGUCAGAAAUAUGGAAGAUAUUGAUAUUGGACCACUUCACCACCAAGCUUCUGUCGUCAUGCUGCAAAAUGUCCGACUUGAUGCAGGAGGGAAUUACCAUUGUGGAGGACCUCUACAAAAGCAGAGAGCCUGUACUAGAAAUGAAGGCUAUCUACUUCAUGACCCCGACAGCAAAGUGUGUGGAUGCCUUCAUUGGUGACUUCAAGUUGAAACCCAAGUACAAAGCAGCAUACGUUUAUUUCACUGACUAUUGUUCGGAUGAGUUGUUCAACAAAAUGAAACUGUACUGUGGAAAGUAUAUACGUGUCUGUAAGGAAUUAAACAUUUCCUUCUUGCCCCAGGAGUCACAGGUGUUCACUUGUGAUAACCCUGGGGCCUUCCGCAGUAUCUACAGCCCUCACUGUAGUCAGGACAAAGUGAAGACAUUGGAGACUUUGGCAGCCCAGAUCGUCACUCUCUGUGCCACGCUGGACGAGAACCCAGGGGUCAGAUACAAGAAGGAGACCGUGUUGGAGAACACCACUCUGGAUAACGCCAAACAGCUAGCAGCACUGGUGGAUUACAAACUGACUAAGCACUACGAUAUGGAUGACAAUAGCAAGAAAAAGGGAAAAACCCAGGCCCAGCUGUUAAUCGUAGAGAGGGGCUUUGACCCUGUGACCCCCAUCCUACAUGAGCUGACCUAUCAGGCCAUGGCCUACGACCUUGUCCCAAUCAAGAACGACACCUACAAAUACAAGUCUAAAGAUGGUUCUGAGAAGGAGGCCCUGCUGAAUGAGGAUGACCAGCUGUGGGCCAGACUCAGACACAUGCACAUUGCUGAGGUGUCAGAACAAAUACCUAAACUGGUGAAAGAAAUUUCUGCCAACAAAAAACAGCCAGAUGGAAAGAUCACAAUAAGCGGUUUAUCCCAGCUUAUGAAGAAGAUGCCCCACUUCCGCAAGCAGGUUGCUCAGAAAACGGUCCAUCUGAAUUUGACUGAAGACUGUAUGAACCACUUCCAGAAGAACGUGGAGAAACUCUGCAAAGCUGAGCAGGACCUGGCAGUAGGGUCUGAUGUGGAGGGUGUGAAGGUGAAGGACCCCAUGAGGACACUGCUCCCUGUCCUGCUGCACCCCCAUGGUACCUAUGACAAGAUCAGAGCUGUUCUCCUCUACAUCUUCAGUCUCAAUGGAACAACAGAGGAAAACCUGAACAAACUCAUCCAGCACGUUAAGAUCGAGGAGGAUCGAGAGUUCAUUCUCAACUGGCGAGAACUGGGAGUCCCCAUCAUAUCUUCGCCGAGCUUCUUCCCAAUGCGUAGGUCAUCUCGAAGGGACCGCACUCAGGAGGAGACAUACAGCCUGUCCCGAUGGACACCUGUCAUCAAAGACGUGAUGGAGGAUGCUGUGGAGAACAAGCUGGAGACCAGGGAAUGGCCACACCAGUCAGAGUGCCCAGCAGCCUGGAAUGGCUCUGGGGCUGUCAGUGCCCGUCAGAAACACAAGGCCAGUACACAGGAUGAGCGGAGGAGUGGCUCCAGGCUCAUCAUCUUUGUCAUCGGAGGGAUUAGCUACUCAGAGAUGCGCAGUGCCUACCAGGUCACACAGUCCGUCAAGUCCUGCGAGGUCAUCAUAGGAUCGUCCCACAUUGUGACCCCCAUGGAGCUCCUAGAUGAUAUUCAGGCCCUGAGUAAACCAACCACCACCAAGGAGACCUUUACAAUAGUGAAGGAGUGACCCACCCCGUACCCCUUCCCCAAACAUAACACCCUCCCCCAAACCUGAGCACAGAGCACUCAACUUCAUCAAUGGAAGACUGAAGGGAAUUCAUAUUCUAGAGUUUAGUCAUUAGCUAUGUGUAUUAUUAAUACUUAACUUUGGAACCUGGUGCAUAUUUGUAACAUAACCGUUGUGCCCUACACUAAAGUGCAUUUAUUACCUUUUUAUCAAAUCUGUGUGCGUGUGCGUCUCUAAUGGCACCCUUUAUUCCAUAAAAAGUGCACUACUUUUGAUUAGGGCCCAUAGGGCUCUGGUCAAAUGUAGUGCCCUGCUGGGGAAUAGAGUUCCAUUUGAGAUGCACCCUGUUUUUUUUUUUUCUCGCUUUAAAACACUCAAUGUUCCAUGUUGGAAAGCUUCUGAGAAAUGCUUAGAGAUGUAAUUUGGAUAAAAUAUAUGGAGCUAAGAUAAUGUACAUAUGAUGUAAGCACUGUCUGUCUGCUGCUAGCUAAAUCCUCUCUCCCCUCCAUUACUGUUUAUUUUGUCAUAGAUGAUUUACAUUUUCUUGUAUUGAACUGCUGAUGAAUAAAUGGCCGACAUGGUUCAA